AUGGGUACGUCUUUCGACAAACAGCCCAAGACAACGUUGUCAAUAGACCCCGAGUCAUUGCCUCUCGAGGGCCAAAUCAUAGAUAAACCCCAAGGUCAAACACGACGAGGAAUCAAUUCACGACAUGCUCAGAUGUUGGCUAUCGGUGGUGCCAUCGGUACAAGUCUUUUUGUUGGCACAGGCGAAGCCCUAGCCCUCGCGGGCCCAGCAUUACUUCUAAUCGCCUACAUCAUAAUCUGCAUCCUCGUCUACGGCGUAUUGACAGCGACAUGCGAAAUGAAUACAUUCCUACCAAUCUCCGGUGCAUCACCAGCGUACUAUGCUGCCCAAUUUAUAUCACCUAGCAUAGGCUUUGCGCUAGGAUGGCUAUACUGGUACUCAUUUGGAAUAAUCGUCGCCUACGAAAUCACAGCCGCGGCGAUCGUCAUCAACUACUGGCCCAACUCAGUCCCCAUCGCGGCCUUCAUAACUAUAAUGUUAGUCGUCAUCUUGGCCCUCAACUUUGCUCCGGUCAGAGUCUACGGCGAGACCGAAUUCUGGUUCGCGUCCUUGAAAGUCAUUAUGAUCCUCGGCCUGUUCGUUCUUUCCUUUAUUCUUUUUUGGGGAGGUGGACCAGAUCGCCAAAAACUGGGCUUCCACUACUGGAAAGAUCCAGGUGCAAUGAAGCCCUACCUCGUCAGCGGAGAUAAAGGCCGCUUCUGCGCUUUUCUCUACGUGCUAUGCUACUCCGUUUUCUCAUUCAACUUCACGCCUGAAUUGAUCGUCAUCGCCUCAGGCGAGAUGAAAAGCCCACGAAAGAAUAUUCCUCGCGCAGCGAAGAUGUGCUUCUGGCGACUAUUGAUCUUCUACAUCGGUUCCAUCUUGGCGAUGGGUAUUAUCUGCCCAAGCGAUGCAUCUGGCCUAACGAACGGCUCCGGCGUCGCAGCUUCGCCAUUCGUGAUCGCCAUCAAGACAGCCGGGAUCCAUGGUCUCGACAGCGUGAUCAAUGCUGUGAUCAUCACAUCAGCAUUGUCAUCUGGCAACUCCUACCUUUACAUGUCCAGCCGCUCACUCUACUCCCUAGCUAUUGCGGGUAGAGCACCAAAGAUCUUCACAAGAUGCAACAGCUACGGACUCCCCUAUUACGCCGUGAUGGCGAGCUCUCUUUUCGCCUUCCUUGCAUACAUGAACUGCGCAAGUAGCCCAGCUACAGUGUUCAACUGGUUCGUCAGCGUAACCAACACCGCAGGAUUUAUCUCGUGGAUCUGUUGCUGUGUUAUGUUUCAUCGAUUCCGGAAAGCAUGCCGACUUGCUUCCAUUAAACCGAGCGAUCUGCAUUAUACUUCUCGGGUUCAGCCCUAUCUCGGAUGGGUUGCGACUGUGAUAUUUCCCAUUUUAUUACUGUGUAAUGGAUUCUAUGUGUUCUUCCCGGGACAUUGGUCUGUGACAGACUUCUUGGUCGCAUAUAUCGGGAUCUUCGUCUUUUUGGCCAUUUAUCUUGUUCAUCGUUUGCUGCAUUGGGAAGAUGCUUGGAUGAUCAAGGCCGAGGAUAUUGAUUUGACAUUAGGAUUGGAGGAGGUUGAGGCGCUUGAAUUUGAAGAACCUCAAAGGAUGCCCAAGGAGAGGUCGAAAGCGAGUAAGAUCCUUCGGCUAUUAUGGGAAUGA
This is a messenger RNA of Penicillium pulvis, 1644 nucleotides long. RefSeq lists its product as uncharacterized. The transcript has a single exon. Gene Ontology annotation, cellular component: membrane. Bases 1 to 1644 code for a protein of 547 amino acids. Gene Ontology annotation, biological process: amino acid transmembrane transport. Gene Ontology annotation, molecular function: amino acid transmembrane transporter activity. The record is from RefSeq and is a predicted model, not a curated record. NCBI's taxonomy places the organism in Eukaryota, Fungi, Ascomycota, Eurotiomycetes, Eurotiales, Aspergillaceae.